Messenger RNA from Caenorhabditis sp. 36 PRJEB53466, 18163 nucleotides. The record is from the annotation of a GenBank genome assembly. NCBI's taxonomy places the organism in Eukaryota, Metazoa, Nematoda, Chromadorea, Rhabditida, Rhabditidae.
AUGCAGCGGCUUAUCGAGGACAAGAAGCAAUAUUUGAAAGUUCCCAGUCUAGGAAAGGUUAAUGAUGUCGAGGUUUUUUUUUGUAAAUCGUCCACAAUGACUUUAUAAUGAGUCCUGCACAGUUUUUCCGAUUCGGCGAUUCGGCUGAAGUUAUGUAAUCCUGUAGAAAAAGUGCACAUAUAUAUUAAGUGGAUUUUGACCUAAAAACUAGUAAAAAAUUGUUAGAUUUUUUAAAAUUUCUCAGCUCUCACUAGGGAGUGAUCGGCCGCCAAAAUAGAACUAAUUACCUAUAUUUUAUCUGUUGAAAGAUUAUGUGUAAUCGCACGUUGUACACAUGUUAUGACUUGACAAAGUUUAAAAUUUGUGUUUGCUACCGUAGCUCGAAAACUAGGAAGUUUGCAUUCAUCUGCAAGUUUCAGUCAAAUCGUACCCCCAACACUCUAUUCCUUGUUAGUUCUUGUUCACAAAUUCCAUAACCAAUGACUCAAAAAUGUAAUAGCGCCAACGUAGCCAAAUUUCUUUGCUUCAGGAACUCGGAUAUAGAGUUGUUCGAGAAUGGCUCACAAAUAAUGGACGAACACUUUCCGAGCGGCAGUGGACAACUGUUUCGAAAGCAUUGGACAAGUGUACUUUGCCGCUUUUUGUGAAACUGAUCUACGCUACUGUGGCAAGAUGGAAAUCUUAUUCGCGCCCACAGGACACGGUUCUUUUUUCAUCUUUACAAGAAAGUAUUAACGUUUUGUUUCAUAGAACCGAAAGUCAACAUGGUACAUCUUUUGUUUAGCUCAGUGGUAAUUCUCAAGUUUUAGGAAAACUGCUCGUUUCGCAUGCGUUGUCCUAUAUUUCUGCUGCAAGAUCCGGAAUCAGCGACUCUGAAGUAGAAGAUCUAGUAAAGAGAAACAUUCUCGGACGGACAUAGUUUCACGUUUAGAUAUCACUAGACGACAAAGUUCUCGACGAUAUAUAUCAGUAUCAUCUGCCGCCCGUGAGAAGAAUACCUCCAUUACUGUGGAGUCGAAUAAGAUCUGACCUGCCCGGAUAUCUUUCGGAAAGAGCUGCUGAUGGAGUUAUUGUGCUGAACUGGUUUGCAAUAUAUAACUAAAGCUAUUUAUAUAACUGAAACUGCUUCCAAGGUAUCAUCAACAGUUUCGUCAAGUUGCUAUUGAGAGAUAUUUCAAAAAUGUGAAUCAUUUGGAAACUUGCCACUCAGCUAUGGCCGAGUACUUUCUCGGUGUUUGGGGUGGAGUUCCUAAGCCUUAUCAAUAUACGGAAAUGCAGAAACAGCGAUUCGGAGUCACAGAGAAUGAAGGUUAUAACAUUGUGAAAAUUAAUCUGGUAGAUGGAUCGAAUUAGACACGAAAACUCUCUAAUUGCAGUGCUGGCCAAAAGUUUAUCAAAAAUCGCUUUUUUGAAGAUAAUUUUGUUCAUAGUUAUCCGGUAUCCUCAGGGAAUAUAACUUAUAUUCCAAACGAUUUACUAGAGGAGUAAGAACUGAAAAUGGUUUAGGACUUGCCGAUCGCAAAGUACCAAGACAGCCAAAUGUGUUCACUUCAAAAGAUGGAAGUCACAGAUAUAACACACGAAAACUGAACGAACUACCGUAUCAUCUAUUGCGGUCAGGAAGAGUCGAUGAGCUCUUAUCGCUUUGCCUUUUUGACUAUGAAUUUCUUCAUUCAAAAGUAAGUGUCGGCCAAUGAACUGAGAGUAUUGUUACGUAUUUGAACAGGUUUCAAGUUUUCCACUACAAUCACUCAUAGCUGAUUACGAAGACGCUAUUCAGACGAUAAAGGAUAUCGAAAUUUCAAGACAGCUAGCACUAGCCGUUGAUGCUCUACGACUUUCAGCAAGUAUAUUGAGGCAUUUAAUAUAUUUAACCGAAACAUGAUACACACAUGUUUUUUUGCAGUCGUAAUCCCGGUAUGCUAGCUUUUGAGCUCUUAGGACGACUACUUCCACUUGUACAAACCAACUCUUACGUCAGCAAACUUCUUAUAAAGUAAGACAUAUUUCAGAAUUUUGCUGCCGUAAUAGCGCUUUAUUGAACUUUUUAAACAACGUUUUAUUAUGAGCUUGAGAACGCACAAAGCGCCGUAGAAAACUAGAAUUUUGUUGAACAGAUGUGACAAAGAAGCGCCACACCACAACGCUUUCAUUCCCGCUCAUCAUUGCUUCCAUUCUCCCGGAGGUCCUUUGAAAUUCUCAUUGGAGGUCAGAACAGUUGUUCAGAAAAUUUUGAUUUUAAUUUUGUUACAGGAGCACCAAUUUGCUGUCUUUGGCAUGCAGAUAACAUCCGAUAGAAAGCUACUCGUUUCCACCUCCAAUCAGAUUAUAGUGUGGGAUAUUUCCACCGGUAAGUAUAUUUUCAUUUUUUAACAAAGUAAAGGUGUCAUAGCUUCUUUUCUUUAUCGGUGUGUCUAUUAGACAUUAUUAGACAUUAUUGGAUGUUAAUAAGUUCUAAUUUAAUCGCAAUCCAUUUACCAGAGGGCCUUUGGCGAAUGAUUGUCAAUUUUUAGGUGACAUUGCAAGAGUCAUCAAUCCUAAUAUUGAUGGCGUAUUCUUUGGACUAGCAUUAUCAGAAAAUGACAAGUUUGCUGCCGCGUAUACUAACAACAAUCAAGUAAUCGUCGCUUCGUUAGUCUCUGGAGAAUUCGUUACAAUAGAUCCCGAGUUCUUCUUCACGCAGAUGGAAAUACAAACGGUGAUCCUAUGGUACAGUAUUUGAAGUAUCUUGAUUUCAGAUCCGUUUCAUCGGAAACACGAACAUUUUAAUGUUUUCGAAAUCUCGAUACUCGAUUUAUACCGUCAAUGGGAUACUUGUCAGUCAAGGAAACGAAAAUGUGCACGACAAAAUGGUAUGCAUCUUGGGACCAAAACUUGUUUUUUGAAAUUUGAAAUUUCCUCUAUAUUAUUAGUAAGAUUGCAGAAAAUUGUCAACAUUUCCUCUCGGGACAGUGUGAACUUCUUGUUACUUCUUUCAAGCGAAAUAGACGAAUGGAGCCUGGUGCUGAAAGGAACGUUAGAUGGUAAUUUGGAAUGAAUACAGUGUGUUUUAUAAGAAUAGGACCACCCUGAAAAUUGAAUAUAUCACCUCUAUCAUGGACUACCCUAAAAUUAUAAACUCUUUGACUCAUUCAUCAGUGACUAAUAUUAUCUUUGGCUGACUCAUCAUUGACCCAUGUUCUCUUUGACUCCCCUUAACAGUUUUUAGCUGACUUUAAAAAAAAUUAUCGGUGAACAUGAAAUUUCGAAGGUCAGACAUAGGCUGGUCGAACAUACGAUUUCAGGCGCCUGUUCGACCAGCCUAGUCAGACACAUUUUGAGCCCGUGCUCAGCUUAGAGCUCACGGAACCACGUGACACUUAUUUCAGCACCGCAGGGUCAUUAGGGUGAUCACUGGCUCAAAUAUUAAUAAAAUGUGAAGUUAUUUUUUUAUCAUAUGAUAUGAUUCAUAUCGGACUUUUACAUUUAACGAACUCCUAUACCCCCCGCAAUUAUGUCAGUUCGAGAUCUUUUUAACUAAUGUUGAAAUGUUCACCGACCUAGGUAAACCGUUUGUAAUCUAGCUAGCUAAUUCGCGUUUCCAACGGGACCUAAUUAGAUUACUAAUUUACUGCGAUUAGAUUGCAAAUUCAUCUAACUGGACUGAUAAAUUUUCUAAUUAGAUUGGCGAAUCUAAUUAGAUUGCAAACACACUGAUAUUAGAUUCAAAAUUUAUCGAAUUAGAUUAAAAUUUCGGGCAAACCUAGCUAGAUUAUGUUUAGAUUGCAAAAUCAGCUAAAUAGAUUCAGAAAUCGGUAGCAAUCUAACUAUAGGUCCCACGGCGCGGCUUUUGCGUUCACCAAACGUUUGAUCCUCUGUCUGUGCAUUUUUGCACGCCUGUGUUGAUCUGCGUACAGUGCAUUUUAUGUUAUUAUAGGGGCACCGCACAGAAAUGGCGCUCUGUUGAGAAACUCUUUUUGCAGUGUAAAUUGAACGGCCUCGGGGCCGAGUUUGAAAAUUUAGGCCACGUUUUCAGUGGAAAAUUUAAAAAAAAAACUUCGCGGCCUAGAAAUUCGGCCAGAUUGCGAACAGCGCGCCCUUUCUGUCCGGUGCCCCUAUAAUACGCGCAAAGUUCUUUUUUUUAUUGUUGAUGAAUUUUCUCCAAAUAUUCAUCUCUUUAAAGCGUUUUUCCCCACUUUCUACCUCAAUUAGACCUUUUUACAGAUUCUAGGUGAAGUACUACGCGAAGAAAAGUCGAUACAAUGAAAAGAAACGCGUAAGUAAGUGAAAGUAGGCCGAUACUCCGAGGGGGCACCCAAGUAGGGGGCAACGAGGGGGCAACGCCCUCCCAGGGGUCAUCCUCUCCUAGGGGGCAAAAAAAAAGUAACCCUCCUUGAGUAUUGAGUAUUGAGUAUUGUGAGAGUGUCAGAGGCAGGAUGCCCCUUUGGAGGAGAUGCCCCUUUGGAGGAGAUGCCCCUUUGAAGGAGAUGCCCCUUUGGAGGAGAUGCCCCCUGUGAGGCGACCCCUGGUAGGGGCCAGGGAUAGGAUGCCCCUUUGGAGGAGAUGCCCCUCUGAGGUGACCCCUGGGAGGGUGGCAGGGGAUCAAAGGAUGCCCCCUUUGAGGUGAUGCCCCUCUGAGGGUGACCCCUGGGAGGGUUCGUCGGUUGCCCCCGGUAGGGAACGGCUAGAUGCACCCUAAGAGUGAUUGCCCCCUAGGAGAGGAUGACCCCUGGGAGGGCGUUGCCCCCUACUUGGGUGCCCCCUCGGAGUAUGGGCCGUGAAAGUAAGGUUUUAUUCAGAAAAUGCACGAUUUCUCGAAAAACGUGACUAGAUUUUCUAAUCUUUGGUUAAAAAACUUUUUUUUUUUUUGCUUCUACGAACUGUCACUCUGCUUUUUUUUUGGUUCGAAAACAUUCACAGUCAUGUAAGUGAACUAUUUAAACAAAAAAAUUAGAAAAUCUAGAGAGGGUUUUUGAGAAAAAAAAAUUUUCAACGAAAUGUCACUGUUUUCCGGCAAAAGACCAAUUUUUACGCGAAAGCGAGCUGUCACUCUACUUUUUUUUAUUUGAAAACAUUCAUAGUAAAGUUAGUGAACUUUUUAAAUCAAAAGAUUAGAAGAUCUAGAGACGUUUUUCGAGAAAUCGUAUAUUUUCUGAAUAAAACAUUACUUCCAUUUACUUACGCGUUUCUUUUCAUCGCACGUCUCUUCGCGUAUUACUUUAUCUGGAAUCUGUAAAAAGGUCUAAUUGAGGUAGAAUCGCUUUAAAGAGAUGAAUAUUUGGAGAAAAUUCUCAACAACUAAAAAAAUGAACUUUGCGCGUAACAUAAAAUGCACUGUACGCAGAGCCACACCGACGCGCAAAAAAAUGCAUACCCCCUUCCCCUAAACUCUUUUAUGGAAGUUCAGAGCCUUUUUUGAAGUGGCUUUACAAUGGUUAAACAUUAUAAUCAACUGAGCACCUAUACUCGGCAAGAGCGCGCCACGUUUGCGCAAACUUUACGCAUAUUUUGCGCAAAAUUAGCGCAGCUUCUGCUGGCUAGUUGCGCAAAGGCUGCGUAAAGUCUGCGCAAAAGCUGCCAGUUUUAAAAUUUUGCGCAAAUGCCGCUUAAAAAUUUUCAGUUUAUUUCCACUUCAUUUCUGCAUGAAAAAACAAUUUUAUUGGGAUAGUAUAAAAUAGAAACAAGUAUCAUUUAGAGAUCAGUGAUUGUAUGGUCUUCGUCACUUUCAUAACUCAAAAAAGACACGUUGUUAUAAGUGAAAAUGCAGGCUAUGUAGGAGACACCAUCCUCAAAUUUAGCGUCCUGGAAGCAGAUCGAUGACCUAAAAACCUAAAAACAAGAACACCCAACGGCACUCCUUUCAGAAAGGCACCCUCUCAUUUCAGAACAACGCCGUUGUGAGAGUAAAUGUUUCCGGUUAUCUUUCGGUAAAUUUCAUUAUCAAAUCAUAAAAUCUACCAAAAGAAUUACCUAGAAGAUAUAUUGGUAAAUGAGUUCUUCGGUAGAACACACUGAAUCCUUGGCAUACAUGUCGCAUGUACUCAGACAAAUCAAUUCGAAUCUAAUUAGAUGAUCUUAGUUUCUAACGCAACCUUUUUAAAUUUUUAAUUUUUGACUCUAGAUGAGCAAACGCGAACAAAAGGAAGGAUUGACAGUUUUCAUUGUGAUGCAGCUGUGACAUUCACUGAUAAUCUUCUUCGAGACGGUUUUGCAUGUAUCAGAAACAAAGGUAUUGUCAAAAUAAUAUUCUUGCCCCCUACAGUAGCCCCAUAAUUAUUAUAGGGGCACCGCACAGAAAUGGCGCUCUGUUGAGAAACUCUUUUUGCAGUGCAAAUUGAACGGCCUCGGGGCCGAGUUUGAAAAGUUAGGUGGAAAAUUACUUCGCGGCCUUGAAAUUCGGCCAGUUUGCGAACAGCGCACCCUUUUUCUCUGGCAUUUCGUUAUUAAUCUAAUCGCAGUCUACUCGAGUUAUACGGCGGCCUAAUAAGAUUGAUAUGACACCUAAUUAGAUUAAUAAAUUGUCUAGCUAGAUUAAUAAAUCUUCUAAUUAGAUUGAUAUGUGCUCAAAUCAAGUUUCACGCCAACCGUCUGCUGGCUCAAAUCUCGAUUGCGCCAAGAAAAAACAGUCGAAUCUAAUUAGGUCGCGUUUAGAUCAGUAACUUUCAAAUUAGAUUAUUAUCGAAUUUCCAGAGUUUGUCUAGUGUUCCUCACAGUGUGUGAUUUCGGAAGAAUGAAACUCGAAAGAGGCUGAUUUCGAAGAAAUUGCGACUAAAAAUCGACAGAUUCUCUCGCAUUCUUUCUUGCGAGAGAAAACCGAUUUUCUUCCGGAAGAUUCUCUCGCAUUUCUUUCGCAGGAAAUGCGAGAGAAUCUAUCGAUUUACUUUCGAAAGAAAUUCGGCAGAUCUGCCGAAAAGAAAUUCGGUGUUUCCUUUUUUUAAUUUUAUUUUUUUAUAUUUUUUUGUUUUAAAUUUUAUUUUAUUUUUAUAUUUAUUUUUUUAAUUUUUUUAAAAAAUUUUUCACAGCCUGAAAAAAAUUAAAAAAAUUUUUUUAAAUUAAUUUUUUUCACAGCCUGAACAAAUUAAAUCUCUCGAGAUAUCUUUCGAACUGCUUUCAAAAUCACACACUGGUGCCCCUUUAAUAUGAGCGCGAAAAUGUUUAGGAAUUAGGCACGGGGUCGUCAUGGGUACAUCGAAAACUAAAAUUUGAACUUCCGCCGACGGUCGAUUGCGUAGCGCCCCUAUCUUAAAGCAUUAGGCCAAAGCAAAAAUUUUGAAAAUUUCAGUAGAGCGCACUUGCGCCAGUGUACCCCGCCACGACUCCGUGUUAGGCUGGUCGAACAGGCGAAAACAGGCGCCUGCGCCUGUUUUUUCAGGCGCCUGUUUUUCAGGCGCCUGUUUUUCAGGCGCCUGUUUUUUCAGGCGCCUGUUUUUCAGGCGCCUGUUUUUUCAGGCGCCUGUUUUUCAGGCGCCUGUUUUUUCAGGCGCCUGUUUUUUCAACGCGCCGCUGCAUCCCUGCGUUGAGAAAACAGGCGCCUGAAAAAACAGGCGCCUGAAAAACAGGCGCCUGUUUUUUUCAGGCGCCUGUUCGACCAGCCUAUUAGGAAUUAUCAAGCGAUGCGCAGUUUUUCCGCUCAAAUGAGACCCUCAAACAUUCCUGAUGCAUUUUGCCUGAAACUCGUCCAAACUCCCCAAAUCUUGCUGAUGCUAUCAGACAAGCGACCCAGCUCAAAAAAAACGGUACACAAAUUUCGGUGAGCAGCAACUCUCACGGAACUCUUUUGACGAGGUUAUAUUAUAGGGGCACCGCACAGAAAUGGCGCUCUGUUGAGAAUCUCUUUUUGCAGUGCAAAUUGAGCGACCUCGGGGCCGAGUUUGAAAAGUUAGGCCACAUUUUCAGUGGAAAAUUCUUCGCGGCCUAGAAAUUCGGCCAGAUUGCGAACAGCGCGCCCUUUCUGUCCGGUGCUCCUAUAAUACUUAGGUAGUGAGAUGAAAGUUCACGUAUGCAUUUCUCAAUUUCUCCGUAAAAACAAUUGUUUUUCAUAACUCUGGUUUCAAAAUUUUACUCAAUGUUUAGGUAACUUGGAUCCCGAAGAAGACCAAUACUUUUCGUUUGUAAGAAUAACCUUGUCAACGUCGAAAUACAUAAUUAGCGAGAGAAUACAAGAUGACCUCACGAACCGAAUCAACUAUAUCAAAGUGUUCGACAGAAGGAAUAGCAAACAAGCGUCAUGGAUAGUUGGAGUCAUAAUAGAUGUAUUUAACAACAUUUAUUUAUUUUCUGCCUUUGUCGCGGGGUGCUUGAGGACCACCGUUGUCAACCGUAACCACCAGAAUCUCUGGGAACUCGAUUGCAAUCUAAUUUGAAGAGUUUGCAAUCUAAUUAGAAAAGGCCAUAUUUCGCAAUCUAAUAAGAUUUAUUAAUUAAAGUUGCAGUGAAAUCGUACUAAAUUACAGUAAAUUUUUCCUGAAUUGCAAUAUGAUAAGAAAAAUUGCAAUGUAGUUAGACAAAUUGCAGUGAUUGCAGUCUAAUUGCAGCAAAUUCUACUGUUGAAAAAGAAAAGGUUCGACAUUCGAAUCGGAGUUGGCAGCGAGCCAAGGACACGCCCCCAAACAGUUUUCACUGCAACUGCCGCACGCUGUUCAGGGGGCGUGUCCUUGGCUCGCUGCCAACUCUGACUCGAAUGUUGAACCUUUUCUUUUUCAACAGUAUUUUAAACGAGCCUGGCGGUUAUGGCUGACAGCAGAAGUCUGCGUACCGUAUACCGCGCGACAGCACACAAAAAAUAUCCUUUUGAAUUUCUCCCUUUCCAGUGCUUUCUCUUGUAUCGUGAUCGAUGCCAACUCACGCCAGUUUUUUUGAAACUUCCCGCUAACGUGAGAAACAUUCCAAUUCGUCCGAACCAUACCACUACUGCGAUAACGCUUGCCGCCCAUGACACAGUUUUUGUUGCUGGAGUUCGCAAGCAUCUCUUCUUAUGGAAUGUGGUAACAACCGAGGUAAUUCUCAGUCGAGAUUGUGAAAAAUCUGGUUUUCCCACAGCUUCUCCGCUCUCUCGAUGCUCAUUUCGGUAGGAUUCUCAAUUUGGACUCUAUCAGUCAGCAGGGUCAAAGUAUUCUGAUUUCCUCGUCAUUGGAUCACACUAUAAAGAUUUGGAACAUGGAAAAUAUAUGCGAGAAGUCAUUCUCAGUGCCGGCGAUGGAGCAGUCGAUUGAGAAAAUAUCCGUGGCGAAAGAUAAUCCAACACUGGCUGCAGUCCAGACGAGAAAAAACAUUGGAAUUUGGGAUGUGAAGUACUUUUUCAUCUCUUUUCUAUCACAGGGUGUCUGCAAUCGCGUUCUAUUGAGAAACUUUUUUCGCAGUGCAAACUGCAGUGAUCUCGGGGCCGAGUUCUCAGGCAAAUCGUUUGUACUCAAGUUAGGAGAUUUCCUAAACCGAGUUCCUAAAAUAAAUGGGGAAUCUUCAGCUACUUGCCCGCGCAAAAGGAAAGAGAUGAUCAUUUAACAGAUGCCUCUGCCAGAUUCAUCUUAGAUAAGACUCUGUGUGUAAAAAAGUUGUGUCUUAGCUUCGAUUUUGGAGUCUUCCAUCGGUAAACGUGACUCCGUCCAGUCCGUGUAGUGUUUAGGCGUAGGAAAAAGUCAUCAGGAUUGAUGUCGACUUUGUUAGCUAACAAUUUGAUUAAAAACUUCUUAUCUAAAUGUGAUCGGCGAGUUUCAAGUGAUUCGAGGUUAAAUUGACGGCGACGUUCACUGGCGUUUAUGUAGUUUGGCGAAUCUCGAGGUACGAAAGCUCCUAUUUUCCGUAACCAAAGCUUACGAGAGAAAUUACUCUGAACCUGUUCUAUUGCUCUUAUCGUAGCUUUUUUAGAAGGACAUGUGACAAUAGGUUAAUCUAAUUAGAUGAAUUUUGAGUUUUUGAACUUUGCGCGUAUUAUAGGGGCACCGGACAGAAAGGGCCGUUCGCAAUCUGUCCGAAUUUCUAGGCCGCGAAGUAAUUUUCCACUGAAAACGUGGCCUAACUUUUCAAACUCGGCCCCGAGGUCGCUCAAUUUGCACUGCAAAAGGAGUUUCUCAACAGAGCGCCAUUUCUGUGCGGUGCCCCUAUAAUAUAGCAGUGUUUUUGCAAUCUAAUUAGAAAAUUUAUCAGUCUAUUUAAAAGAAUUUGCAAUCUAAUCGCAGUAAAUUAGCAAUCUAAUUAGGUCCGGUUAGAAACGCGAAUUAGCUAGCUAGAUUACAAACGAUUUACCUGAGUAGAAACUAUUUGCCUGAGUUUGAAGAAAAAUGAAAAAGUACGACCACAUUUCCACUGAAUAAUAACUAAGAAUUACUUUGCGGAGGAAAACCUCCCAUAAUAAGCUGCUGCCAAUUUAGAUGCGUAUCGACACAAAAGCGUUGUGGGUGAUACGGAGUUUCUGUGUUUUUUCUUAAGCUGCUACUUUCUUUGCUUUUUCGCAAUGUAGCGCAAAUGCAUCGACGUCGUGCUCGACACCCCGUGUGUCUUAAAUAUGAUGAUACACGGUCUCCAGAGCUGACAAUGGACGCAAGUGCGCCCCGCCCAAUAGAGCGAAACAUUGGCGCGAAAUUCAAAAUUUAACAGCAAAAUUUGUGUUUUUUGCCAGAUUAGCCACGAAAAACCGAUAAUUUCUCAUUUGUCUCUCGAUAGACCGAUUGAAUAGGCUAUUACGAAUUUUUUAAGCGCAAGAGCGUCAAAUUUGGCGGUUCGAGCUCUCAAAAUGCUUGUAUUUGAUUUAUCAUUCUCAAAACCAAUUCUGUCUGAAAACGGUCAAGAAAGCGCAAAAUGAGAAGUGCGGUUUUUAGGCGGCGAUCGGCGGCUAUCGGCAGCGAAGGCGAAAAAGCAAAGUCCGCGAAAAAUGCGCCAAAACGUAGUGUGUUUUCAUGUCGAACAAUCAUUUUUCAUCGCCUUUGACGACAAAAAUCAGAGAAAACCUGCUCAAUUCAUGAAAACGCCAUUUGGCCGAGGCCACGCCCAUAUUGUCAGCUCUGGAGACCGUGUGAUAGUAUAAAUAACUUUUCUGUGCCAGAUCUCAUCGUUAUAUCGCUUCGUUGGUUGCAAAUGUUCAUGGUGCUGUCGUUUCUGAUUCUAUGCUAUCGGCGGACGGACGGUAUUGAAUAUUCUAUCAGCGGAGGACUUCAGUGUGAAUGCGCUCUAUUGAAAAUCGCGAGAACGGCUCGUGGACGAAAGUUCGAAAGUUGGAAGAGAAAACACGCACUUGUCCCCCGGUCAUUUUGCGAGCAUUUUUCGGUGUUUUGUGCAAUUUGUUAAAUAAAGAGACCGUGUCAAAACAGCGGAAAAUCACGAAACAGCGGAAAAUCACGAAACAGCGGAUGCCAUAACAGCGGAAAGAAAUGCCAAAACAGCGGAAAGCGAAAAAGUUUUUUUAAAAAAGCGUUUUGUUGGCUGCCUAAUUAUUUGUCUAGGCCACAAUUAAGAAGAUUAACCAAUCAGCGAGCUUCAAAUUAGACCUCGAGGUGUUUUUGGCAUUUCCUUCCGCUGUGUUGACACGGUCUCCUAUGGGGUUAUUCAGGCUGUGAAAAAAAUGAUUUUUUCACAGCCUGAAUAACCCCAUUAAUAAAAUAUGGCAUUUUUUGUUUUCUAGUAAAAAUGUUUUACUUUUUCGUGUUGUCAGUAAAAUUUAAGGCAGUACUCGAAAGUUUUCUUUCUAGAAAGACGAAAAAGUGAAAUUUUUUCACUGAAAAAAACGAGAAAUUCCAUGUUUAAUUUAAAAAAUUGCAAAAAUCACCGUGCGCGUUUUUCUCUUUCACCGUUUUCGCCUGCGAAUUCUCAAUAGAGGGCGUUCACAUUGAAAUGACCCGGAUAGUAGGGAGGAACAAUUUUUUUUGAAUUUUGACCAAAACCUCAAAUUUGAAAAUUAGGUUUGGGAGGGGUGCUUUUGUGAGGAUCAGGCAAAUCGUUUGUAAUCUACUAAGGAUGUUUCGUAAUCUAAACCGAGUUCCUCUGGAAACUCGAUUGCAAUCUAAUUAGAAGAGUUUGCAAUCUAAUUACAUUAAAUUAGCUAUCUAACUAAGUCCGGUUAUAACCUUUCUAUAGAAACGCGAAUUAGCUAUUAUGGGGGCACCGAACAGAAAUGGCGCUCUGUUGAGAAACUCUUUUUGCAGUGCAAAUUGAGCGACCUCGGGUCGAGUUUGAAAAAUUAGGCCACAUUUUCGGUGGAAAAUUACUUCGCGGCCUAGAAAUUCGGCCAGAUUGCGAACAGCGCGCCCUUUCUCUCCGGUGCCCCUAUAAAAGCUAGAUCAUAAAGAUCUGAAACGAUUUGCCUGAGACGUUAUUCAUUAAAAACCAUUUUCUUACCACGGAGAUGAAUUAUUAUAGGGGCACCGCACAGAAAUGGCGCUCUGCUGAGAAACUCUUUUUGCAGUGCAAAUUGAGCGACCUCGGGGCCGAGUUUGAAAAGUUAGGCCACGUUUUCAAUGGAAGAUUACUUUGCGGCCUAGAAAUUCUGCCAGAUUGCGAACAGCGCGCCCUUUCUGUCCGGUGCCCCUAUAAUAUUACUGUUGAAAAAAAAGGUUUGACAUUGGAAUCGAAUCUGGCAGCGUGCCAAGGGUCGGCCUCCAAAACGAAUAUGCAGCACGGUUUGUUUUGCAAUCAUGCCGCACGCUUUAUUGUUCUUCGUCUAUGUUUUUUUAUUGUUCUUCGUCUAAUAGUUUCCACUCAAGUAAAUCGUUUCUAAUCUAGCUAGCUAAUUCGCGUUUCUAACCGGAUUUAGUUAGACUGCUAAUUUACUGUGAUUAGAUUGCAAAUUCGUCUAGACUGCCAAGUUUUCUAAUUAGAUUGGCGAAGCUAAUCGGAUCGCAAAAACACUGAUAUUAGAUUCAAAAUUUAGCUAAUUAGAUUAACAUUUCGGUCAAACCUAGCUAGAUUAUGUUUAGAUUGCAAAAUCAGCUAGCUAGAUUCAGAAAUCAGUAGCAAUCUAACUAGGUCCGGUUAGAAACGAGAAUUAGCUAUUAUAGGGGCACCGGACAGAAAGGGCGUGCUGUUCGCAAUCUGGCCGAAUUUCUAGGAAGCGAUGUCAUUUUCCACUGAAAACGUGGCCUAAUGGGGCUAUUCAGCGUAUGUUUGUUUUCCGUUUUUUCGUUUUUUUACACCGCUGAAUUGGGUUUUUUGACGUAAAAUAACGAAAAAAAACGGAAAAAAAAGCUUUUUUUCACAGCCUGAAUAACCCCGUAACUUUUUAAACUCGGCCCAUUAGGGCAUUUAAUUCCGAGGGUACAACAAUUUUGGGGCACAACAGGGUACAAUCUAUUUUGGGGUACAACUUUUUUAAUUUUGGGGUACAACUUCCCCGAUUUUAGGGAAUAAUUUCUGUCAAGUAUUUUAGGGUACAAUAAUUUUAGGGUACAACACUUUUAGGGCACAACUAGCACAUAAUUUCAGGGCACAACUUCUUACAAUUUUGGGGCACAACAACAUGAUUUUAGGGUACAACACUUUUUUUCUCAUUUUUUUGUAUUUUCUUGCAUCUUACUACAAACCCAUAUUCUUUAUAUCAAUAUUUCGCUGAUUUUUUUAUUUCAAUGACUCAUCUCUUGUAAGAGAACCAGUCUUUCGACUCGCACAGCACGCGUGCUUUCUGCGGCAGUUCACACAUUUUGUUUUCAUCAAAUCGUGAGGUUAUUCAAAACCUUUUAUUGCAAAAAAGCAUAUGACAGUAACAAGUUGAGCACAAAUGAACGGAUCUGAAAUAAAGAGUAGUUAAUCUAGUCUAUUGUCUAUUGUUUUCUUGCAGUAGAGGUUUUAGUGCACCACAAAAUAUGCUCCCAAGGGAAGCCUUGAUCCUAUUCUCAUAAACCCGCCUUAUUAAUAGAGCUAUUUAAAACCCAGAUUAACUACUCUUUAUUUCAGAUCCGUUCAUUUGUGCUCAACUUGUUACUGUCAUAUGCUUUUUUUGCAAUAAAAGGUUUUUGAAUAACCUCACGAUUUGAUGAAAAACAAAAAUGUGUGAACUGCCGCAGAAAGCACGAGUCGAAAGACUGGUUCUCUUACAAGAGAUGAGUCAUUGAAAUAAAAAAAUCAGCGAAAUAUUGAUAUAAAAAAAGAAUAUGGGUUUGUAGUAAAAUGCAAGAAAAAUACAAAAAAAUGAGAAAAAAAGUGUUGUACCCUAAAAAUCAUGUUGUUGUGCCCCAAAAAUUGUAAGAAGUUGUGCCCUGAAAUUAUGUGCUAGUUGUGCCCUAAAAGUGUUGUACCCUAAAAUUAUUGUACCCUAAAAUAAUUGACAGAAAUUAUUCCCUAAAAUCGGGGAAGUUGUACCCCAAAAUUAAAAAAGUUGUACCCCAAAAUAGGUUGUACCCUGUUGUGCCCCAAAAUUGUUGUACCCUCGGAAUUAAAUGCCAAAAAAAACGAAGAAGAGCAAACCGUGCCGCAUAUGCGUUUUGGAGGCCGGGCCUUGGCACGCUGCCAGAUUCGAUUCCAAUGUUGAACCAGUAAAACUGUAAUGUUUCAUUUAGCACCGCAAUUGCCGUUGAAUCAGAUAAUCUACUUCUCUGGGAUCUCAGAACACAAUCAGUCAUACAAUCUGUCCAUGCACCAAAUGUGUUCCAGAUAUUCUAUAUGAACAAAGAAAGUUUAAUAGGUUGGUUUCGAAGUGUGUGUGUGUGCUCAACCGAUUGUACUGUCUUCGAUUAGUUGAGCACACUGGUUUCAAAUAUAGUACGGUUCAUUAAUUUGGAAAUUUUCGGUGUUAUACAUCGUCAGGUGGAUUUGGCAGAGCAAAAAGUUGGAAGACUCACAAUUUACAACGCUUCCGAUUUUUCCAUUCAUUAUAACUUUGAGUACCCAUGUAGAACGUUCAAAGAAUGUGCUGUUCUAAAGGUAAUGUUGUCCGUCUUCAUUAUUUUGACGCCGAUAGUGCGGCCAAUACUCCCAAGGCGUAGCAUUAGUCUCACAGGUGAGGAAUUUUGAUAUUGAAGAGCUGAAGAAAGAGCUCCUUUAAUGUUGGCCAGAUUCAUAUGAUACUAAUGUAUACUAUAGUCCCCUGGGAGUAUGGGCUCGUUGUCCUAUGGGACAUCUCGGUAAAAGCCCGCAACUUUCACGCAAAAGUAAGGGCUCACGCAACUUUGCGUGAAGUUAGCGCUAAAGUUGCGUAAGGUUAGCGUAAAAGUUGCGGGCUUCUACCGAGAUACCUCUGGAUGAUGCCCCAUUGGAGCAAUUCACUAUUUCAAGACAGUACUUCAGGAUGGAACAACCGGAGUAGCAGUCACGCUGUUUAAAGGACACGACAGCCUUUUAGUUUUCGAUGUUGUCGAAAAAACUCAAAAAAUGAAGUUUCGACCGCGACUGUCGAAAAAGCAAAAAGAUACGAUAAUCAACAAAGUGAUAGCAAUGCCGUACAGCAAUAGCCAAGCAAGAAUUUUUCUGAGUCUUUGAAAACGAAAUGUCCUAGGUAAUCGUGGUUGAAAACGACUCUAAAGCUAGUAUAUGGGAUAUAAAAUUGAGAAAGUUCAAUCGAACUCUUUCUCAGUUCAACGGCGACGUUUCAAAUGAUGGAAAGAUGGGAUUAUUCGCGCCCGCAAAAGGCGGCCUUUUCGUAAGAGUUUUCGUUGUUUGUUGAGUUUAAAAUGCAUCCGCAGAUCAUUGAUAUGCGGACCGGACAUGCAGUCAAAACUUUGAUCGGAAAUGUGGCAGAAGGUGUGAAUGAUGUAACUUGCUCAUUUUCCCCAAACGGACAUCACGUGUUCUAUUAUCACAGUGGUCACAAGACGCUAAGGCAAGUCUAAUAAUCUGUACUAUUGUGAAAAAUGCCCGCCCGCAGGACUGGGCAAUUGGCCGGCCCGGGCUUUUCGUUGGCCGACCAUUGACCUGGACUUUUGAACCACUUGCAAUAUUCCGAUCGGACCGAAAUUUUGCAGUAUAUAUAUAUUGUAAUCUAAUACGAUUUUACUGGAACUUCAAUUAACUCUGAUUAUAUUGCGAAAUAGAGCUUUUUCUUAUAGAUUGCAAACUCUUCUAAUUAGAUUGUAAUCGAGUUUCCAGAGAUAAAAAAAAUUGGCCGGAAGCCCGGGCUUUUUGGAAAAAAUCGGCCAAUGAUCCACAUAUCUCGGGACCUGACGAUCCGAUCGGGCUGAAACUUGGUCCCAAUGGCCCUCAAUCCAAGUCAAAGAAGCCUGCAAAGUUUCGGUCCGAUCGGAAUAGAUGAAGUGGUUCAAUGUCCAGGUCAAUGGUCGGCCAACGAAAAGCUCGGGCCGGCAAAUUCUCUGGAAACUCGAUUGCAAUCUAAUUAGAAGAGUUUGCAAUCUAAUAAGAAAAAGCUAUAUUUCGCAAUCUAAGCAGAUUUAAUUGAAGUUCCAGAAAAAUCGUAUUAGAUUACAAUAUAUUUUUCCUGAAUUGCAAUCUAAUUAGAAAACAUUGCAAUCUAAUUAGAAAAAUUGCAGUGAUUGUAAUCUAAUUAGAAGAUUUUGCAAUCUAAUUAAAGCAAAUUCUAUUUCAAACGAGUUCGUAUUAGAUUGCAAAGUGUUCUAAUUAGAUUGCGAUCGAGUUCCCAGAGUUGCCCAACCCUGCCCGCCCGCAGGGAAACCCUAAAAUUGUGGAAUUAUUGCGGUUAGGCUGGUCGAACAGGCGAUUUCAGGCGCCUGCGCCUGUUUUUUCAGGCGGUUUUUUUAGGCGCUUGUUUUUUCAGGCGCUUGUUUUCUCAACGCAGGGACACAGCGGCGCGUUGAAAAAACAGGCGCCUGAAAAAACCGGCGCCUGAAAAACAUACGCCUGAAAAGCAGGCGCCUGUUCGACCAGCCUAAUUGCGGUAGUUGAAAAACGGCAUACGAUUUAUUUACAGAGUCUUCCGUGUACUCGAUUGCCAGCUAAUAGGAACUUUCCGCCCUCAUGCAACGAUCACUUGCUGGACUUAUGAUCCGGAAGGACUUUCUGUGAUAAUAGGUUUGUUUGAUUUCCUACCCAAUACUUCAAUCCAAGCCUGUAAAAUUUGAAACUGAUCGGAUUAUUUCCUAACUGGGUCCUUCAAAAAUAAGAACAUUUUUGUGCUUGCAGGCGGACAAGACGGUUCUCUACUGACAGUCAUUUUGAAUGAUCCCAUUGCCAAAGAAGAAACAUUAAAGAAAAUCAGUAUCCUGCCAUGUCGUCGACAUUUGGCUGAAUUCCUUCACAUGCCAAUCCCAGAAGAAAAUGAACUGGACAAUUUUGAUCUUAAGAAUCUCGGGGCAGUUACAACUGCUGUUACACGUUUUAAGUCAUUGCUUAAUAGCAAAAAAGAUCGGGGUGUUGCGAAAAAGUCGCACGUUUGUUCUUUAAUGUAAAACUCAUCAUUCUUAUUAAUAAAAGUCUACUGGAGUUCAAGGAUAUAUAUGUCUUGAGAGAUAAUAGAGACACGAAUUCUCCACAUGUCGUCGUCAUUCAGUCGUCUCUCUGUGUCUUUCGUCCCUUUGAGAAUAAUGUUGUCGUUGAGUUUUUCAAGCAGAAGCUGCCUGAACUGCAAAUUGAAUUUGAGGAAGCUCGUAAUUCUGUUUCUAUUGGUGAAAAAGACAAUGAACAUGCUACGUGCGGAAUUGUGUUACAUCUUUUUCACUGGAUUUUUUUUUUCAAUUUUUCAAUCAAAAAUUUGAGCGCCAAGUGUAAGAACAUGUUUCUGACAUCUAUUUUAUUUUUUUCAUUCAUUUCACAUACACUGCUUAACAUAACUGAAUUUUAACCGAACUAAAUUAUUAUUCGCAUUUUUCUGGCAAUGUCGCUCUACCGUACCUAAAAAUCCAGCAGCUACAAUUUUUUUCCAAUUUGAUAGAGCACGAUGGCCAGACUUCCAUGUUUUGAAUCUCGCGAGAUCUCGUUAUAUAUGAUUAUAGUCAAUGAUGUUCGGAUAAGUGCGAAAUUUUUUUGUGAGAUUGAUAGUUGAUUUUUUAAAAACGUCCAAAUGGAAAACUAUGAAUGAAACCUAGCAUUAAUAAAUUAAUUAAUUUUCAUGUAUUAAUCUAGCUAGGCGGACUAGCAUUUGAUUAAUAACGAAGCGCCAGAAAAAUAGGUCCGCAGUCAAAUCAUUCGAUUUCCGUACUUUUCGUGAGCUCACCCUCCUAAUCACAACACUUUUUUUAGCCCGAUCCCGAACACUUUCGCCUGAACAGUAUUUUGACGAAUUACGUGGACAGUGAAUUUAGGUAAGUACUACAUUUCAUUAAAAAAUUGCCAGUUAUGAAUCAGAAGGAAUUAA